AUGUUUUGGCUGGGGCUACUCUCUUCGGUACCCGCCGUUCAGGCGCAGUUCAGCACCACCAUGCUGCGGUUCGGAUGCUCUGAGCUCAGCAUCGACCGCAUUGACCCUCUUGUCGAGCCCGGCAACGUCCCGUCGGCCCACGUCCACCAGAUCGUCGGCGGUGAUGCCUUCAACGCUUCCAUGCCCUCGACGGAUAUUUCCGCGUUGGCGAAAUGCACCACCUGCACUUUCGAUCAGGACUUGUCCAACUACUGGACCGCCAACGUUUACUUCCGCGCCCGUAACGGCACCUUCAAGCGUGUUCCCCAGAUGGUCAACGAUGUGAUCGGCGAUGCCAACCGUGGCAUCACCGUGUACUACACCGCCCCAGGCCCUAACACGGUUACCGCCUUCAAGCCGGGUUUCCGCAUGUUCUCGGGCGAGGUCAACCGCCGUGAGCCUACCAACCUCGGCCGCGGAAUGCAGAGCUGCUUCCGCUGCUACACCGGCCCCAACUUUGGUGGCAACACCUACUCGCCCUGCUUCGACCCGCAGCGCGACACCGAGAGCUUCCCGUCGACGCCAUGCCCCGGCGGUAUCCGGUCGAGCGUCAUCUUCCCCAUCUGCUGGGAUGGCAAGAACCUCGACACCCCGAACCACGUCGACCACGUCGCUCAUCCCACAAAUGGCCCCGCCUCCUUCGCGAUGGUCGAUGGCCAGUGCCCGGACACUCACCCAGUCAAGAUUCCGCAGGUCCAUUACGAGGUUGUUUGGGACACCACCCAGUUCAACAACGAGGCUGAGUGGCCCGAGGAUGGAUCGCAGCCGUUUGUGCUGUCCACCGGCGACCCCACUGGUUACGGACAACACGGCGACUACGUCUUCGGCUGGAAGGACGACUCUCUCCAACACGCCAUGGACAACAACUGCUUCGGCCCGACCUGCAACGGCUUGACUACCCAGGGUUUCGACAAGGCCAACGCGUGCACGGUGGAGCCUUCCGUCCAGGAGGAUGUCGAUGGCUGGCUUGAGGAGCUGCCGGGAGGUCACCAGAUCAUGUAA
This is a messenger RNA of Chaetomium fimeti, 1041 nucleotides long. RefSeq lists its product as uncharacterized. The transcript is spliced from 8 exons. The record is from RefSeq and is a predicted model, not a curated record. Lineage: Eukaryota; Fungi; Ascomycota; Sordariomycetes; Sordariales; Chaetomiaceae. The coding region runs from base 1 to 1041 and encodes 346 amino acids.